CCCACAUUGUGGGGUAGCGCGCGGAAAAGUCAAAUCCCACACUGCCAAAUCAUCCCGCGAUGGGAGUUCCCCCACACUUUUGACAUAAUUAUUAGUUUUCAUAUUUAGUCCGCACUCCUCCUCCUCCGAUUUCUACUUCUCCUUCGAUAUCUUAUCGCAAAGACCAUCGUCUACUUCCUCCUCCAUCAUGACUGCCUCAUCGCCUCUUCCCUUUGGGAUCUACGUCCCCUCCCCGACCUUCUUCCUCCCCAAGCAGGCCGCUGCCUACUCAGCGCUCUCCUCGCCUCUUGAUCUCGAGGCCCAGCUUCAGCACACGCUCAUCCUCGCCAAGGCUGGUAUUCACGGUGUUGUCCUUCUCGGAUCUACUGGCGAGGCCGUCCACAUCACCGUCGAUGAGCGCAAGGAGCUUUUGUCCUACGUCCGAAAGGGCCUCGACGCUGCUGGCUACGCCGAUUUCCCGAUCAUUGCCGGCACCGGCACAAACUCGACCGUCGAGACCAUUGCUCUUUUGCAGCAGGCCAAGGACUGCGGUGCAGUCUGCGGCCUUGUCCUUGCGCCUUCCUACUUUGCUUCUGCUGUCACUCAGGAAGGUCUGAUUGAGUGGUACACUCUCGUUGCCGACCGCUCGCCUAUUCCUAUCAUGAUCUACUACUACCCCGGCGUUUCCAACAACCUCUACAUCGCGCCCAAGACGUUCGAGAUCCUUGCCGCGCACCCAAACAUCGUCGGAACCAAGCUCUCGCACGGAAACAUCUCACACCAUACGAUCCUUGCCCAAAAUCCCAUCAUCAAGGCAAACAACUUCCACGUCUUUUCCGGUCUCGGACAGCAGCUGCUUCCCAUCAUGACUAUCGGCGCUGCCGGCGCAAUUGAUGCGCUCGCUGGUAUCUUCCCCAAGACUGUUGUUACACUCUUCAACCUCUCUGUGGCUGGAAAGAUCAGUGAGGCGCAGAAGAUUCAGUACCUUGUCUCCUGUGCUGAGGAGGCUGUUGCUGAACUUGGUGCCGUCGGCGUCAAGGAAGGUGUUGCCCGAUACCUCAAGCUCGGAGACAAGGAAGGUGGUCGUCCUCCGCUCGCCGGUGGUCUCUCCGGUGGAGACGCGGUCUGGGAUGCGAAGUAUAAGAGCGCAUUUGAUGCUGUAGCCAAGUUAGAAAGUACUCUGUAAGCUUCAAUGGAGAUCGAUUAGUUAUACACAGUUAACACAUUUGAAAACCCU
Molecule: messenger RNA, 1216 nt
Organism: Myxozyma melibiosi
Lineage: Eukaryota; Fungi; Ascomycota; Lipomycetes; Lipomycetales; Lipomycetaceae
Product: dihydrodipicolinate synthase
Exons: 1
Coding region: 188-1165 (325 amino acids)
Molecular function (GO): 4-hydroxy-tetrahydrodipicolinate synthase activity
Source: RefSeq, a predicted model, not a curated record